Messenger RNA from Hippocampus zosterae (dwarf seahorse), 2228 nucleotides. RefSeq names its product thioredoxin-related transmembrane protein 2a (gene tmx2a). Gene Ontology annotation, biological process: brain development. The record is from RefSeq and is a predicted model, not a curated record. The transcript has 8 exons. Gene Ontology annotation, molecular function: disulfide oxidoreductase activity. Lineage: Eukaryota; Metazoa; Chordata; Actinopteri; Syngnathiformes; Syngnathidae. Bases 63 to 974 code for a protein of 303 amino acids. Gene Ontology annotation, cellular component: membrane-bounded organelle.
AACACUGCGUCACUUCCUUCAGUUGACUUUCGGCAUCUGCUGGAUAGCUCCUUUUGGCCAAAAUGGGUUUGAUCACCGGAGUCUGCGCUUUCUUAUACCACCUGCCCCAGAUUUACAAAUGGCUGCUGAAACCCUAUUACAUCACCUCCUUCUUCAUGACUAUCGCCUUCUUGGUUGUCCGAAAGACUCCUGGUUUGUGCGAGCACCUUGCGACGCAGCGUGAAGACGGCAACUCAUGCGACUUCGACUGGAGAGAAGUGGAGAUUCUCAUGUUCCUCAGUGCCAUAGUGAUGAUGAAAAACAGAAGAGCAAUCACCUUGGAGCAGCACAUUGGCAACUUGUUCCUGUUCAGCAAAGUGGCCAACGCCAUUCUCUUUUUCCGGCUAGACAUUCGCCUCGGCAUCCUCUACCUCGCAUUGUGUGUUGCAUUUGUCAUGACUUGCAAGCCUCCUCUAUAUGUGGGCCCCGAGUACAUCAAGUACUUCAAUGAUAAGACCAUUGAUGAGGAGCUGCAGAAAGACAGUCGUGUCACCUGGAUUGUUGAAUUCUACGCCAACUGGUCGUCUGACUGCCAGUCCUUCGCACCGGUUUAUGCUGACCUUUCGCUCAAGUACAACUGUGCUGGUCUGAGGUUUGGGAAGGUGGAUGUUGGGCGUUACGGAGAGGUUUCACAGAGGUACAAAGUGAGCACAUCCCCGCUGUCCAAACAGCUUCCUUCACUGGUGCUAUUUCAAGGUGGGCAGGAAGUUAUGAGGCGUCCAGCAGUAGACAGUAAAGGCCGAGCUAUUUCAUGGACUUUCAAUGAGGAGAACAUCAUCAGAGAGUUUGAUCUCAACGAGCGCUUCCAGAAGUCCAAGAAAUUGAACAAGAGUCGUGCUUUGAAGGAAGAGAAGCAACAGAACUCCCAUCAAGAGGAGGCAGAGCCUGAUGCGGACACUCAGGAGCAAAGCUCAGAGAGCAAGAAAGACAAGUGAAUAUUGGAAAGUGUGGUUCGCAGAUGUACUGUAUGUUUUUUUCUUAAAAUGACCUGCCUUCCAGUAUUUUUUUAAUCCCUAAUAAUGUAGAAUGCUUCAGAUUUUACUAAGUGAAAAAAAAGUGGGUCAGUGCACUGGUCUGUUUUUGGAGCGAAGUUGAUAGCCUAAUUGUGGCCAUGCAAAAUAUUAGGCAAUGGUCGAGGGAAAUUUGAUCAACGUAAUUUUUUUUUUUUGAAUAUUUUUUGGCUGCGUAACAUUUCUCUCCUGUGUACAGUUGUGGAACUUGUGUUUACUAAUGUCCCAUCACUCAAAAGCAAAUUAAAACAUGCAUAGUUAAACUUGUCACACUUUGCGUUUCAUCAGUUUGACCUUUUAUUCUGAGAAGACAUCUUCAAAAAAAUCUUGAUAAGGCCAUUUUGGAGUCUUCAAUGUGUUACAGGUAUUUGUGAAACUUGUUCCAAUCCCACAUGAGCAAUAUUUAUUCUCACAAGUAUUGUCAACAUACUGUACUCACACAGGUUUGAAUUGUUCAGCGGAAGGAAAGUAACACAGGUUUGCUAAUCUCUUUUUCAGCUGCUUGUGCCAUUUCUGCUGACUUCAUUGUGAUCCUGGGGAAGGGGUCCCAAAAAAAAGUGAAAUUUGCACACCGGGGAAACAAUCAGCAUAAACAUGCAUGAAGAAGACACGGCCUGGCAGAAGUGAGAAUGUCAAACAGUCCGCGUUAAAGGAAAAAGUACAUUUUUCUCAAAGACGCGCUGAACUUAAUCAAAUCCUUGAUUGGGUAAAAAAAUAUAUAUGCCCAAUUCAAACAAAUAUGAACAGACAAAACCCAUAUUUUUUCCCCUUUAUGUGGUUGUCACCAUUGAAUAUUUUUAGAAUCUUUUAUCAAUGUAGCAAAUACAAUUUUAUUUUGGAAUUCAUAUGUACUAUAAACCAAUUUUUCACACACAAGAGGGGGACUGAUGUUGUCGCCAAUCUUUUUGAAAUCGCUUCAGGUAUUUGUUCAGUCAUUGCUUUCCAAAGUAAAUGAUGCUUCUUUUGAUUAAACAGACAUCACAGAAACAUUACUGUUGGCAGAAUGAAAUCUGAAAAUGUGAAAAAUACCAAGUUAGGCAAUGGCUCUAAAUUUUUACAACUGUUCAAAUGGUUGUGGGUUAAUUUGAUAACUGAUUAAUUAUGGAACCUCUUGGCUGUUUUUGCUGGGGUUUGAAGUCACUUGUACCUAAUAGACAUGUCUGAAUGUGAAGCGCCCCA